Messenger RNA from Aspergillus candidus, 1673 nucleotides. RefSeq names its product cobalamin-independent methionine synthase II family protein. The transcript has 3 exons. The record is from RefSeq and is a predicted model, not a curated record. The coding region runs from base 465 to 1673 and encodes 402 amino acids. Lineage: Eukaryota; Fungi; Ascomycota; Eurotiomycetes; Eurotiales; Aspergillaceae. Gene Ontology annotation, molecular function: zinc ion binding; 5-methyltetrahydropteroyltriglutamate-homocysteine S-methyltransferase activity.
UGUCAUUCGAGCUCGAGCAGAGUGGGGAAACUUGUCUUCCUCAGUGCUCACGGAUUGAGCGAGACUAUCAACCCCCCAGCACGCCGAUAGAGGCUCGUGCUUCCAGCUGGCUCUUGCAACAUGGGCUCUCACUUGCUGGAUUGGCGGCUUUCAUUACACAACACACAACCUACAAUUCGUCUGUAGGCAAUGCUAUUGGCGAUGUGAUGGAGUGGUGAGGUUCAGCUUCGAGGCCAACACGAAAGGAAGCGAUGUGGGGCUUCAAACCGUCUAGAUGUAAAGGCCUUCUUGGGUCAGUGCUUUGUUGUCCCUCCAUCGAUCCAUGCGGCCCAUGUGUCCCAUGUUCCUUCUGGUAGUCCCCGCUCAGCCUUGCACGUAUGAAUUACACACGGUCUCGGUACCCCGAUUAGGAUUCUUAGUACCGACAACACUUUCUGCAAUUGAAUAUCCGCUCCAUCCUCAUCAUGACUCGAAAGUUGUACCGCAGCCCUCCUUUCCGCGCUGAGCAUUUGGGCUCGCUGCUGCGAACGAAAGAACUUCUCAACACCAAGACAGCCUUUGAGAAGGGUGAAGCUCCACAGUCAGACCUUAUUGCCGUCGAAAAGAAGGACAUCAAGACCAUUGUCAGUAAGCAGAAGGAGCUUGGCUAUCCCGCGGCCUCUGAUGGCGAGUAUUGCAGACAUAUGUUCUGGGGCUCAUUCUUUCCCGGUCUAGAUGGGUUUGAGGAGGUCCACGACAUCGACCCGACGGUAUUCCGUGAGUAUGCUCCGGACGUUGCGGCCUUCCUAGAGGCCGGGAAAAAGCCCGGUGAAAGCGUCCUCUGCACCGGCAAGAUCAAGCACGUGGGAAGCACCUAUGUCGACCAGUUCAAGUACCUCGCCAGCCUGGUUUCUGCCGAAGAGGUAAAAAACCUGAAAGUCACCCUGGCCGCCCCCAACUGGUACCACCUACGGUAUAAGGCAGGCUACGCUUAUCCCAAGGAUGUAUAUGCCUCGGACGAGGCGUACUUUGCAGACAUUGCCAAGGCCUAUCAGGACGAAUUGCGGAUAUUGUACGAUGCCGGGUGCCGAAACGUCCAGUUUGACGACCCCAAUCUUGCCUACUUCUGCUCCGAAAAGAUGCUCGACGGCUGGAAGAAGGACCCACUGAACAUCCACCCAGCGGACGAAGUAUUCGCCAACUACAUCAAGCUCUACAACGACCUCCUCUCCCAGCGUCCCACCGAUCUCCACAUCGGCGUGCACCUCUGCCGCGGCAACUUCGUCGGCAGCCGCCACUUCUCCGAAGGCAGCUACGACCGCAUCGCAGCCAGACUCUUCCAAGAGCUCAACGUCGACACCUACUACCUCGAGUACGAUACUGCGCGCGCAGGCGGCUUCGAACCCCUCAAGGAGCUGCCCACACACAAGAACGUCAUCCUGGGCGUAGUGACUAGCAAGUUCCCCGCGCUGGAAGACAAGCAGGAGAUGAAGGCGCGCGUCUACGAAGCGGCUAGAUUCAUUGCCGAGGGAAACAAUAUCUCCGUCGAGCAGGCUCUGGACCAGAUCGGUGUCAGUCCGCAGUGUGGUUUUGCUAGCCACCGCGAUGGUAAUGCCAUUGACUACGCCGGUAUGAUCAACAAAUUGAAGCUUGUGCGUGAAAUUGCCGACGAUAUCUGGCCGGGCCAGUUGUGA